Mesorhabditis belari is the source of this 1995-nucleotide messenger RNA. The record is from the annotation of a GenBank genome assembly. NCBI's taxonomy places the organism in Eukaryota, Metazoa, Nematoda, Chromadorea, Rhabditida, Rhabditidae.
AUGCCUAAAGAUCAUGGUGUGGUUUUCACGAUUACUCCAGCUGUAGAAGAUGUAGAAGAUGAAGAAUCCAUUGCCUCGUAUCAGAGCAGUCAACCACCCGAAGAACCGAUGUCGAGACUCACAAAAAGGCGACUUUCCUAUCCACAAGUGCAAUCAAGUCUAAAUACUUCUCAUCCCGAUUUGGCCAAUUCAAGCAGAAAUGAAAGCAGUAUCUCUUUACACACAAAGGAGUUCCUUCGGAAUCAAAUAAAGCAUUUACCGAUCGGACACUUUCGACGCAUCGUUCAAGAGCGAAAACUUGGCUCAUACAAUCGAGAAACGCAAUUCUUUACUGAUGUCACCACUAUGCAUGGCCCGCUUCGUGUCUAUCUGGGAAACAAGUUCUCAACGUGGUUCUGGGGAACGAUCAUGUGUCUCUCAUGUGCUCUUCUCGUCAGUCAAAUUGUCAACAUCACAACGCUCUACACGAGUAAACCGGUGGUUUCACAGGUCUCUUUCUUGAUCGAGGACUCAGGGAUUCAGUUUCCGGUUGUCACUUUUUGCAAUUUCAAUCCGAUCAAGAAAUCCUGGCUCAAUGGGACGAUUAAAAAUGAUCAAUUUCCGGAAAAACUUUUGGAUUAUUUACUGCAAGCAAAUGUUGAAAUGCAGGCUCUCUUCAGCAACGCUGACCCAAAAGCGCUCGAAGAAGGGGAAAAGCUGCUGAAAGAUUAUCGCAAAAUCAACAAAAACAUUUCCGUCAACAAUUUCUUUUGGUCUGGAGGAUUUGAAUGCGAGGAAAUCAUGAAACUGUGCUCGUUUGGUGGCCGAAAAUUCAAUUGUUGCGAGCACGCGGAUCCAGUUUUGACACCGCUUGGGAGAUGUUAUUCCUUGGAUUUGGUCAAAUUUGGCGAUCCCUGGAUGAAGAAACAAGUGGCUGCUGGAGAGUACAAUGGUCUUCAAGUCAUUUUGGACACUCAUCUGGAGGAGAUCUCCUACAGUGGAUCGGGAGAAGAAUCUGAUCCGGUGUUCACAAACUCUUUCGAGAACGGUUUUCGGUAUUUCGUUCACGCGCCUGAGACGCUUUCUUAUGUUGCAUCUGAGGGAAUCUCUGUUUCACCAGAUACCCGAGCCUACACAUCAAUUUCCACUACAAAUUAUGUUCUUUUGGACACAAAGAACUGGGGAAACUGCAUAAAGGAAUGGCCACGAAAGUAUAAAACGAAUGCUGCUUAUUCGGCUGGGAAUUGUGCUCUUCAAUGCAAAGCUCUUUUCUAUUAUGAGCGGUGUGAAUGCGUGCCUUUCAUGUACAAUCUCGAUUUCAAAAGACCAACAUGUACCCCUUACGAGAUGUACAAUUGCAUGAAUGAAACGAAAAUCAACAAUGGAACCGAUUUCGAGAUCCCGAAUUGCCAAGAAUGUGCUGUGGAGUGUGAGUCGUGGCAGUACAACUCUUUCAACUCGUAUGGAGUCGGCUUCUCGGACGGAGCGAUCAAUUGGUUGGUGGAUAGGAAUAGGAAUAAGAAUCUCACAAAGGAGCAUGUCAAAGAGAAUUUCUUGGCUGUUUCGGUCUUUUUCAAGGAUUUAACCUAUAUACAAUACAAUCAAGUGAAAGGGAUCUCGAUCUCGGAAACACUCAGUGACAUUGGUGGGAAUAUGGGACUCUGCUUUGGAAUGUCGGUGAUCACUUGCACAGAGAUCUUAAUGUAUCUAUCGAAACUUUUCUGGAUCACUGUUUCAAAAAGGAGACGCAAUUAUCUUUACGAGAAGAAGCAGAAAGAAGAGGAGAAACAACAAACGAUGGACGCGAUCGCUUCGGAGAUGAAUUUAAAGAAAAUGUUAGCAGCGGGUUUAUUAUUUCAAAAGUUUGACAAUGAGAUGGAAAGCUGUGAUCGAAAAGAUGCAAAAUCUUGUUCAACUGCCUCUUCCGGUUCAACUUCUCCAAAUCCACCGACUCAUUCAGUCAAUUUAACAAUCGAUAUCUCGGACGAAUCGAAUCCGAAUCCUUUGAUGAAACAA